UUUAUUUUAUUUUUUCAGAAUAAUGAAUCUUCUUACCUUGCCUACUUACUAUAACUAUUUUUUUACAAUUUAUUUGUUGGGAGUAUUCAAAUAGUGGUAGGUUGUAUGUAUAGUAUUUUUUUAUGUUUUCUAAGAAACAAGGUUACAGUUGAAAACGGAUCAAUGAAUUUAAUUGACGAAAGAAAAGGGAACGGAUAAUUUUGACAAACUUCGCAAAGCGAACGUUCAAAAAUAUAUAAGGAUUUACAAGCCGUAUGUUUACGCACUAGGAGAUUAUCUGGAGCAGAUUCUGCGUUGCUCUAACAUAUGAAACUAUCUGGAUUUAGAGAGUGGGAGCCCCGCGGAGAAAUGGUAUAUCGCUCGUUACCCGUUAGCGUCCUUAUCAGUGAUCGACAAGGGCUCAAGUAGUGUGCUGGCAUAGCAGCUUUUCGUUAAGUUGUGUGUUGAAGCCACCUACAGGUGAACAGUGGUUAGGGAACAGUAACACCGGCGAUAGAGAAAAGCAGGCGAAACUAAUCGCAAGGCGGUACAAUCUAAUGUUUUGCAGUAGUGGGAAUAAAGUGCUCUAAGUUCUCUACAGCUAGAACUGUAACAACCUCCGUCUCUUUGUAUUCCAGGCAACCUUAACACGGCGGUUUCUACCUCGGACGGACAGGGCUUUUGCAAUUUGAAUUUGGAAUUUAGUGAACAAAAAAUGGAUUUCAAAGUGCCGAGCAUAGUUUGCCAAUACGGUAGUGAUUGUUACCGUGUAAAUCCGCAUCAUUUCAACGAAUACUCGCAUCCACACAUUGAAACACUUUUGUCAAAUGUCGAAUCCAUCAACCAAGUCGUCGUUCCGGAACAAACAAAAAUCAACAAAAGUGUGUUCGAAGAGCAAAUCCGCAUCGUAGCGAAGCAGUUCCCCCAUCUUGCAGAUGGCAUUGAAUACUCAACAAAUGAGAGUGAAGUGGUGGAUACUGGGGCCACUUCACUCAAGCAUGUUUCUUCAGAAACAAAACCGUCGCCUGCUCCUCCGACCGAAAACAAGAAUGUGUUCGAAAGAGGCUUCGUUGAACAUAGAACUGAAAAGGCCACAGAGACAGAAGAAUCCAUUCCGGUGCCGGUUUCCGAGCCAGAAGAUGUUGAUACAGAAGCUUCUCUGCGGGCAGGUGGUUCGUCAACACCGGUUAUCAAUGAUUACUUUCUGGUAGUUGCACCCAAGGGUCGAAUGGCGCAAAAGCUAGCUGCUGCGGAACCGUACAACUUUUUUCUUACCACCAUCACCGAUUCCGAACCCACGCACAGCGAACCCCUGUCGGUAACGUUUCUGGAGCUACUUGAUUCAAGCCUUGGCCAACUAGAAUCUUCGGUCCAAAUUAUCUGCUUAGUCGACAUAGAGUGGCUCCUGGCGAAUUACUAUUUUGCCGGCUACAAAAAUCUUCCGCUGUUAAUUCUGUACGGUUUGGAAACGCCCGAACCUCUAAUGGAAUCGAUGAAGAAACCAAAUGUAACAGCAAUUAAGGUGGACAUCAAAACACCGUUUGGGGUGCAUCACACAAAGAUGGGACUGUACGGGUAUCGGGAUGGCUCGAUGCGCAUCGUCAUAUCGACGGCGAACCUGUAUGAAAACGACUGGCAUAAUCGUACCCAGGGGUUGUGGAUUAGCCCUCGAUUACCGGCUGUACCGGAAGAUGCGGACACUGCCUUCGGUGAAAGUGUUACCGAUUUCCGAUCCAAUCUGCUCGCCUACCUAGAUGCUUACAAGUUUCCACAGUUACAACCGUGGAUGGCAAGGAUAAGACGAACGGACUUUUCGGAUGUCAAAGUAUGCUUGGUUGCAUCGGUCCCCGGAGAACACGUGGACACGCUGAAGAAACCACAAAAUCACUGGGGACAUCCCCAGUUAGGCUAUCUAUUGGAGAAAUAUGCGGCACCGAUCGAUGAUAGCUGCCCGUUGGUAGCGCAAAGCUCCAGCAUAGGAAUUUUUGGUCCGACACCCGAAUCGUGGAUUUUCGGUGAAAUCAUGGCGAAUUUCGGGAAAAGCAGUGCACCCGUUGGGACGCGGAGAAUGCCCGCUUUCUGCAUGAUCUAUCCAAGCUACUCAAACGUAGAACAAAGUCACGACGCCUUGCUCGGUGGCGGAUGUUUACCGUAUGAACGUGAUAUGCAUUCGAAGCAAGAGUGGCUCAAGGCAUACCUUCACCAGUGGUGCAGUCGAUCACGCAACCGGAACAAGGCGAUGCCACAUAUCAAAACCUACUGUCGAUGGUCGCAUCGUGGUCUGUAUUGGUUCCUGCUGACAUCCGCCAACCUGUCCAAAUCGGCCUGGGGUGUGUACAACAAAGCGGGACGCUUCGAGAAACCGCUCCGGAUCAAUAGCUAUGAAGCGGGUGUCCUGUUUCUGCCCAAACUGCUGCUGGAUGAGGACUUCUUUCCAAUGGAAGCAGACAAGAAACAUCCCCAGUUUCCGAUGCCGUAUGAUGUUCCGAUCAUUCCAUACGCACCGGAGGACACACCGUUUUUCAUCGAUUAUCUGCGCAAGGAAGAUGAGGAGGAACUUGAUUGAUUAUGUAUCUAUAUGAAGUAAGAUAAAUAAGAGCGAACUGAUAGUGACCAAUGUGAAUAAAGUUAGUCGUAAGCAAACCUCCACCGGAGACAAUGUUAAAAGACCAUAAAAAACUAUUGUAUGUCAUUGUUAAACAAUAAAAUGGGAAGUAUUCAAUUAUUUUGCUUAA
Anopheles aquasalis is the source of this 2714-nucleotide messenger RNA. It is a transcript of the gene gkt, whose product is annotated as tyrosyl-DNA phosphodiesterase glaikit. Gene Ontology annotation, cellular component: nucleus. Lineage: Eukaryota; Metazoa; Arthropoda; Insecta; Diptera; Culicidae. Gene Ontology annotation, molecular function: single-stranded DNA binding; double-stranded DNA binding; 3'-tyrosyl-DNA phosphodiesterase activity. Gene Ontology annotation, biological process: DNA repair. The record is from RefSeq and is a predicted model, not a curated record.